This is a messenger RNA of Osmia lignaria (orchard mason bee), 1633 nucleotides long. It is a transcript of the gene Tektin-A, whose product is annotated as Tektin A. Lineage: Eukaryota; Metazoa; Arthropoda; Insecta; Hymenoptera; Megachilidae. The record is from RefSeq and is a predicted model, not a curated record. Gene Ontology annotation, cellular component: nucleus; microtubule cytoskeleton. Gene Ontology annotation, biological process: cilium assembly; cilium movement involved in cell motility.
UCGAUAAAUCUCAUGCACGGAUUGUCAGAUUGCGAAUAUCGUUCGUAAUUACAAAAAAGACGAAAAAUUUAUUGUGCUUUCGAUAAGUUUCGCUUUUCUGAACUGUUUAAUAAAAAAAUACUUCUCAUGGAUAUUAAACAAGAUUCUGCUAGAGAAACGUUGCAAGAAACUUCUAAUAAUGGAGGCGGUGAUACGCGAGCUAUACCAUGCCCGAUGAUGGAAUCUACAGACAAUGCAGCAGAAAAACCACCCCCUUAUCUUCCUCAACCAGGAGAUGAACUUCCGGCAAAACUGGAUGCACAGAUGGAUGCAAUUGGUCCAUGGGCAACAGGUCGCGUAAAAUAUACUCCGGAAGAUGGUUUAACAGGAGUUAGACCUGUUGCCGACCGAUAUUCGAUAACUCAAUUUGGAGCACCCCAAUGGAGAGCUAAUAAUAUGAGAUUCUUUCAACAAUCGAACGAAAAAAUUCAGGAUGCACAACUUGCUAUAAGCAAAGCGAGGCGCUGUGUCGAUCAAUCAUACAGAGAAGCGGAUAAAAUUCAACUCCAAUCGACGGAUCAUUUGAAAACUCGAGCAGGGUUGGUGUAUCGUUGGAAAAUCGAUCUGGAACACGUGUUAAAAGAUAUCACGGAAGAGAUAGAAUCAUUGGAGGCUGAACAUCGACGAGUAAAGCAAUCUUUAUCGGUCCUCACCAUUCCUGAAUCAAUCGCUGGAGAAUUUUUACAAUUGCGCUCCAAGCGAUUGGAAUCUGACCUUAUUCGCGAUGAAGUUGAAGAGGAACUUACAAAAGAAGUAGCCCUUUGUUCAGAAAUACGUGAUUUGCUUGGUAGAACCCGGGACCAAAUAGAAAUGCAAUUAACUGAAUUAAAAGCAGCUAAAGUCAGAUUAGAAGUCGAUUGGACCGAUAAAACUGAUGCUUAUGAUAUCGACGCUGAAUGUAUCAAACUGAAAAAUGACUCUCCUCUCAUAUUAUGGAAACCCGGAGCCACGAGAUUUCCAGGAGAACAAUCGACACCUUCGAGUUAUGAACAUUUCACUCGAGAAAGUUUAUCCCAGGGAGAAACAGCCAGACAGAGAUCUAUAAACUUAAGAUCCACCUUGGAUGCUAUAUACAAGAAUUCGAUAAAAGAUCUACGAGAUCAAGCGACUCGUGUAGAUGUAGCUCUAGGUGAAAAGAUUAAACUUACGGAGGAAGUGUGUCAACAAUUAGAAAAGGAAUUACUUCAUUGUUUGUACGAAUUGGCAAAUACGGAAAAAGCGAUAGAAGAGCUUCGUCGUUCAACACGAGGAUUAGAUUGCGCCAUGAAGGUAGCACAGACCCGAUUAGCGAACAGAUUACAACGACGUAACGUGGAAAGCUGUCGAGACACUCCUCAAUUCGCUCUCGUAGAUGAAGUGAAAUUGCUUAAUGAACGCACAUCGGCUAUGCUAGCAGAAUUAAAACGAGCCGAGGAGACUCAAGCGGGCUUAGUUAAAGCGAGAAGCGAUCUUGAACGAGAAAUAAUCGUGAAACGUAAAACGUUGUAUAUAGAUAAAGAACGUGGACAAAUGUUGCGUUCGUUUUAUCCUUCGGCCGCGGCUCUUUCAGGAUUUUAAUCAUUUUUCAAGGAGGUAUGAUAUACAAUACAAAAGA